Molecule: messenger RNA, 11735 nt
Organism: Harpegnathos saltator (Jerdon's jumping ant)
Lineage: Eukaryota; Metazoa; Arthropoda; Insecta; Hymenoptera; Formicidae
Exons: 23
Coding region: 437-10642 (3401 amino acids)
Cellular component (GO): cytoplasm
Source: RefSeq, a predicted model, not a curated record
UUUUCCCAACUACAUUCGCGGUUUUUCUUUCUUCAUUAACCGUGUCGCGUUAUCACUUUCACCAGGCAGACUAGCAGAGCUGCGGACUUUCGUUUAAACGUUCUUAUCCGCGCUCGCGCGUCUCCCGGCGGCAUCGUUCAGAAUCCUUCAGAAUCCUCGCUGCGCGAGGAAGAAAAAUGCUGCGAGAGAUCGCGUCUCGUUCGUUACGGUGUGACAGUGACGACAGUGACGGUGACGGUGACGGUGUGCUCGCGCUCAAGGUGUGACAACGAUAAGAGGCCCUCCUCGCAUUUGUGAUAAGCUGCUCUCGAACAUCUCGCCGGUAGGAUAUACCGGCGUGCCGGAGAAGCGACGCUCCCCUCUGCCGGCUUUCCUGAGAGUCGCGUGCACUCGGCGCCUUUAAAGGGUGGUGGUGAGCGGUGCGCGACAAGCCAGCAUGGAAUCAAGGGAGGGAGUGCUCGGUAGCGACGUCCCCGGAACGGAUACGCGGUGCAAUCAGAAGCCGCUUGGGAGCAGCGACGGCGAGGGAUCGGAUGCGGGAAGAAACGUGCGGGUAGUCUCGGUCGACAAAGUUACCGUGGAGAAGAUCGUUCUGGAGUCGUCGGGCGGCUCGCGCCAAGUAUUGCUGACGAAGAACGAGACCUCGAGGAAACUGUCCCUGAGUUCGGAGACAAAACCGAGCGUGGUGAAGCGGACGAGAGCGAACGGGGGUCAGAGGACGUCGUCGUCGUCGGCGAACGGUAGAUUUCGUGUCUCGGUACCGGAAGACACGUUCACGUCGAAGGCAGAUACAGGCGGUCUCAGGAGCAACGAUUGCCCCGGCGGGCAAUCGAAGCUGCCGGUUGCCAGGUGUCGGAGGAGCGACGAUGCUCCCGGCUCUCCCAACGAGGAGAGCAGGAUCAAGCCGAUUCGGCUGACGAAAAGCCCGUCUAUCGGCAGCAUCGGCAUAAUAGAAGCUUUGAACUGGAGCGACGCGGCCGCCAACGUCGCCAGGAAGCGCAAAGUGCCGCCGAGGGUCCCGGAGAAACCCGCGGACAAGAGAGAGCGUAAUUCAUCUUUGAUAGCGGAAUCGGUCUCUCGUACGAAGGUAGAACCGCGGCAAGAUUUAUCGGCGAAUCGGGAAGAACUCGCCGACGAGAUAGCGGCUCAAGUUAAACAGGGGCGGGCGAUCGAGCGAGAUAUUUCCCAAGCAGAAAAUCGCGGAAACGACGCGGAGAGGAGCGACGACGAUGUAAGCCCCGUGGUGGAAGUUGGGAAAGCGAAGGAGGCUGCUGGUCCGCAAAGUGCAAACGAACGUUGCAACGGAACGGACGAAAUCAGAGCGGCGCCGCGGCGAGGAGACGCGGAAGAAAGCGACUUUGUCGAAAGUCGCGAGGAAUGCGCGAGGCUUGACAAAGACGCGCAGGUCCGUUUGGAAAGGAGUCAGACGACUAUCGAGGACCUCCAAAAGAAUCUGAGCACCAGGAUUCACGCCAGCACCGCGCAGAGCUACAAAGAGAAGCUGUUGGACCUUCAGGCCAAUUACGCUCUGAGGCUGCCGAUUGCCGUAGACGCCGCGAACUCGGCGAGCGGGAGGUUAAGCUGCGGAUUCGAUAAGGAUUUCCUCGAGAAGCACAAUCUGGACAAACGAUUGAAGAUCGAGGAAAGGCGGCUGCUGGAAACUGAUCUGGAUUACACCUCGGACAACGACAACGGGAACAGUGAAAUCGAAGAUCAACAGACCGCCGAGGCGAGCGCUAAGCGGAUAUACAGCGAGAAAGUGACGGAAGUGGAGAGAAGGUGGUCCGGGGAAUUCCUGGAGAAUCAGCUGCUGCAACGCAACUCGUCGGAAUCCUCGAGAUCCUCUUACGUCGAGGAAUUUGGCAGCGUGUCCUCGCGCGAGAGCAUCGUCGAGGAUCGUCGCGACGUUCGGCUGCUUCUCGACCGGAAGCGCUCGGUGAAGUUCGCUUCGGAGAGACAAACGUCGACCGACGAGUCGAAGAGGCGUACUUCGGACGAGAUUGCGGAAGACACUACCGUGAGCACCGUCGACUCCGACUCGUGCCUGGAGGAUAGAAUCAAGGCCGUCGACGAGGACAUCGCCCGGACGACGAAUGGAAUAGACACGGACGACAACGACGACGACGACGACGACGACGACGACGACGACGAGUGCAUUCGAUGGCACGAGGAAGCGGAGAAAACCGACUCGACGCUCCUCGCAACAUCCGCGAUAAUUCACGAGAAGGAAACUCUGACGCGAGGAAGCGACAGCGCUGGUAGUUACGGUGAUCGAAAUUUGAAUGAAGCGAGGAGUGACUGCAGGGGGGAUCUCGAAGAGGCGGAGCACGACGAGGGACGAAUAUCGCAGGUUACCGACGACGACGACGACGACGACAAGAAGUCUUCGCCUGAAAGAAACGACGAGAAGAGCGCCGGCGGCUCCUUCACGGUGAUUAACUCGAAGGAAUCUACCGAUCCGGCUUCCGUGGAGCCUCGGAGCCAUCGCGGCAAGGACGGUUACGCUAAUCUCAUAAAAGAAUUCACCAUGGAGGCGAGCUCGUCGAGCAAGGUGAAGAAAGAGGAGAAGCAGAAGAAGAAACUCGGAUUUCGGCGGCUGUUGCCAGCCAUUUUCUCGCCGAAGGAUUCUCGGAAGGACUACAAGAAGAAGGAGCAGAAGGAACGAAAGAGAUACGACGAGCGGCAUUUCGCUCGUUACCAGCAGAAUGGAAAUUACACGAGGUCACCGGACACGAUGAACCUGAACGAGGACAUCAAGAGAAACGUCAAGCUGGACAACAGCCUGAACGGCUCGAUCAUCGAGGAGAGGCUGGACGAGAUCAAGCGCGAGCUGUUCCCCGAGCAAGGUCCGAUCACCAGCACGCCCGAUCACUUCCUGCAGACCGACGACUCGCGGCUUCUUCGCGACAGAGCCAGGGCGCAGAGAUCCUACACCACCGACUCGAGCCUCAGCUCGAUCGCGCCGGACGACAGAUGGCUGGACCGGAGCGGCGGACAUCUCGGCAUCUCGCCCGACGUCAGGAAGUACGAGCAAAGGCAGAGACGCGAGGAGCAAGAGAGCCGACGAUACGGCCAGCUGGAGCGCAAGCACAGCCUGCAGGAGUCGUCGAAUCACAGCAGUCGCAAUUACUACCUGCAGAGGAAUCACGGCGCUUCCGGCCGGAUCUCGGCGCCGCCCAGCGAACGAUACUUGGUGCGACCUCGGGCCAUUCACCCGGUCGACAGACCGCUGCCUGAGAUCCCGCAGUCCCGUGUCGAGUUGUCCAACUACGAGAACUAUCAGGACGGCGUUGAGCAGCCGCUCUGCGACGCUCUCGCUUCUUACCGAAAGGACGCGGGCGCGUCGUCGUACGUGUCGGGCGCCGAUAACUACCAGAACCAAGCUGGGCUCUAUCAGAACGACAGGAACGACAGGAACGACAGGAGCGACGUCGAAGCCGCCGGUCUGAUGCACCUGCCGCAGUCGGUCCCCGCGCAAAUGAAGAUCACUCGCCAGCCUAUCGUCAAUCAGACCCAGAGAGCGCCUCUGGUCGGGCGAAGCCCCAAGUACCCGUCACCCGGCUCCAGCCAGAAGUCUGGCGAUUACGCGGACUCGAGCUGCACUCCAAACUCGAGCCAGAAGAGCGAGUUCUCGCCGUCCAGCUCCAAGAGCGGCGAGUAUUACUUGCACUCGUCGCCGCGCAGCAGCGCCCGAACCUCGCCUUCCGAGCGAGCGCCUUUCGACGAUGCGCCGCGAGAGAGGAUCUACGAGAACGAGGAGGCUCAGCCCGUGGCGGCGGCUGCUCCUCAGCCGACCAACCGCUACGUUGACGAACACGUGUACGACGAAACUCCGUCGUCGCCGCCGUGCCGCGAGGAGCGCCCCACGGACGCGAGAGUAGCGGUCUGCGCGAGGAGCAGCAGCUCGCUGCCGGAGAGGAGAGACGAGCGCAAGUGUUCGCCGAGUCAACGAUCGCCCUGCGAGAGCUCUUGCCAGCAGAGCGGCUCUCUGGAGGGUAAGGAAAGUGAAGCACGAGCGAAGUCGAAGCGAGAGAGGGAAAAACUGCGCUCGAAAAGUCCCGACGAUAUUGACGUAAACUCGAGGAGCGAGUCAUCGUCAUCAGUAGUAGCCGGCCAAGUAGCCGAGAGAACACGCGUCCAGAACGUAUCACCCUCGUCGAGACCUGGGGGGGUGGCAAUGGCGGCGACGGCGGCGGCGGCGGCGACGUCUCCGUCGGCGGUACCGAGGGCGUUAACCAGGAAAUCGCAACCCAACGAUCAAAUCCUGAUAGCCUCGCCAAAGAGGGAGGUCAUUUAUCAGUCGAGGGUGCCUCGACCGCCGAACGGGACCAGGCUCCGCGACGUGGAGUCGCCGGUGCCCAUAGCGGACUCGCGCGAGUGUAUCUCCGACGUCGUUCCAGUCGCAGCAGCGCGCGACCACUACGGUAGCCAGGACGGUUCCUCGUCCGUCUCGGUGACGGUGACGGUGACGGGGGGCAAAUCCGCGGCGCAGAGGGCUGUAUCGUCCUCCGUAUUUGCGAAAGGUAUCUCGCGGCCCGAGCCGAUCUACGGACACCGUAAGCAGCAGCAGCAGCAGCAGCAGAGUCCUCUACGCGGGCUCGUCGUCAACGCGGCGAUGGUGAGCUCCGCGGAGACGAAGGAAGGCGCACGCGAGAACAACGAUCAGUCGCCACGCGACUCGUCGUACCGACCGGCCGAGUCGUGUCGCGACCUUGAUGACGACAGACUGGCAGACUGGGUCGAAGGUGAGACUUUGGCAGCGCGGAACGCGCAGCCACGUAAUCCGGAUGCCAAGCCGACGGCGACGAACAACGAGCCUGCCAAGAGAGCGACGCUUCCGCGAUCGCCGCCGCGCGAGCUUUAUCAGCAACGGCAACACGGCAACGUUCCUCAGCAACGAGCCUCGUCCGCGACAUCGGCCUCGUCGUCGUCGGACGGCCAACGGUCGUCGCCGAUGACGAGUCAGGACAAGGUGUACGUCGGCGCGAGUCCGCCGAUUUACGAGCAACGCCAAAGGCAGCAACCGCGACACGGUCAGGAGCAGCCGAUGUACGUUCAACGCAGCCCCCCCGAUGUGCACUCGACGACGUACACCCAACAGAGCAGCAGCUACCUGUCACCUUCGAGACGCGAGACCAGGCAGCACUUGGAGGCGUUUUACUGGCAGCAAAAGGCGCUGGAAGCGCAACGGAAGUCGGCAGGCAUCUCGCAGGCGAGCCCCGGCGCGAGGCAGGUCGCGCCGAAGAUCAAUCUGCCGGAAGUGAGGGAGGCGCUCUGGCAGCAGCUGAAGAAGCUGGACGAGGAGCAGCAGCGGCGCAUCUACGAGCAGAAUCUGCCGGACGACGGCUCGUACGAGACUGCGUACUGCAGAUCGCGCGCGAGAAGUCCCACCUUACCUCCUCCCGGCGCCAGUCCGACGUUCCAUUCGAAUGCCGUCGUAAUGCCGGCGCCCAGCCGGCCGGUCGUUCACGGAGACGCGAGCCCUGCUUGGGGCAACAUGCGGCAGCAGCAGCGGCCGAAGCUGAGCUCGGCCGGGAAGCUGCCGCUGAUGCAGGCCCCGAAGGGCCAGAAUCAACCGGUACUGAUAGUCCGGCCGCAGCAGGCGCUGCGAGAUCGCCAGGAGAUGUCGAUCAAGUCGAUCGUGCAGUGUCGCGAUCCCGCGACGAUGGGACGCGGCGAGAUCGCGCAGAGAUCGAAGAGCGCAUCGCCGCAUUUCCACAGAGGCGAGAUCGAGCGGUCCAGUCUGAACCUGGCGACGCGCGCCAAGCCGGCGCACACAGAUGGUGCCGCGAUAAUAAUCCUGAGGAGGCCGGAAGGAGCUCAGCUCAGGGAGGAGGACAGCAACGACGGCGAGGGCAGGUCUCGGCCGCAUCCGAUAUUCAAGAGAGGCAGUCUUAUAGGAGGCGAGUCGGCGGAGUACGGCAGCGCGGGACCCAAGAGGGUCAGUUUCUCCAAUCAACCGAACAUCGGGCCGGAUCUGGCUGCGGCGGGCAGCUGGCCAACGAAGCAUGGCACGGCACCGGAGCCGCCCACCAGGCGACACAGGAGCGAGGACAGCAGCACCACCAUCUCGGACACCGACUCGGUGUUUCUGCAUCAAGAUCUGCGACGCGACGCGAAUCAGGACGAUCAGCCUCUGUACGCCGCGAGCGGCGCGGCUGCAGCCGCGAGGUGUCGCGCGGCCGACGUCGAAGGCCCGGCCGAGCAGGACUACGACGCCAACAGGCCUCUGCCCCCGUUGCCGAAGGACCCGUUCGUCGCCUCCCGCCGUGGGAACAGCGGGACCAGGAAUUACGCGUGCAACGACGUCCGGUGGAGCAACGAGGAGCAACGAGGACGACGGCGGCAGGAGGAAGAGUGGAAUCCAGAUGGCAAGGGUCGGCAGUCCAACGAUACCGGUGGAUCCAUCAGGGGGGAGGUUGAACCCGGCUCGAACGAGCUCACACCUGGCAGACGGGCUGGCGGCGGCGGUGGCGGAGGCGGUGGCGUCUUGGGGGUCGGUGCCGGCGGCGGCGGUGGCAGCGGCGGGGGCGGGGGUGGCUCGGGGAACCGCGGCUCCUCCGGGGGCGGCCGCUCGAGGGACGAGCCGAGGAGGCACACCCUCGGCGGCGAUCAUCAGCCCUCCCUUCAUCAUCAGCAGUUCAACGCGGCGCAGCAGCUGCACCCCCUUCACCCUCAUCAUUUGCCGCCACCACACGGCCAAUACGGCACCCCACCCUCGCGGCACACCACCAUGGAUCUCGAGAUGGGGACCAAGUCUCGCCAGAGAAAGUCGCCUCUUCCGCGCGGCUAUCCGCCCCCAUCUUCGACGAUGCUCUUCGACGACGACCCGGGCAUCAUGUCCGAGGUGGAAACCUCCAGCACUGGAUUUCGACGGGGUGGCAAGCAAAGGAGCAGCUUGCCCGUCGUACGAACACCUAGCAAGACUCUGGAGCGACCACUAGGAUUGGUGUUCCUGCAGUACAGGAACGAAACGAAGAGAGCGUUGCUGCCGAAUGAGAUUACCAGUAUAGACACCGUCAAGGCUCUCUUCGUCCGAAGCUUCCCGAAACAACUCACUAUGGAAUACCUGGACAGUCCACACGUCAAGGUUUACAUACACGACAGCAACAAGGACAUGUUCUACGAACUGGAGGAUGUAAGAUCGCACCUGAGAGACAUCAAAGACCGCAGUGUUCUGAGACUCUUCGAGAGCGCCGACGGGGUGACAGGAAUGCCCGGGCCUAUGGGGGUGCCGGGCGGCGGAGGUGGCCUACCACCCCAUUGGGAGGAUCAGAGCUACUUCAGCGAACCGGAAUUCGACAGCGAAUAUCAGCAUCAGCACAUUCACAAGAGCAAAACGGCCAAGAACUCAACGUCGGGCAGCGGAUAUUACGUGGGCGGAAGCAGCACCUUGCCGCGCGGCGGACCGCUGCUGAGGGCGUACAGCCCGGCGGCGUCGAGCGUCGUCGGUGGGCCGAACGCGACGCCGACGCAGCCCAAGACUCUUACCACACCAGAUGGUUGGAUAGGUGGUGGCGGGGUGCCGCCGGCCAAGCCGCUUCGCAGCUACCAGUGUGGUAAGAGUCCCCUUGGAAGCCUCGGGGGCUCGGCGCGCUUCUCUAGAGACAGCUCGGUCUCCCUCUAUAGUAUACCAGAUCGGCUACACGGCGAAAGCGGAUACAUGAGCAGCCCCGAGCGCGGCGGCGGGGUCGGUUCCGGAAGCGGAAGAUACCCACCCGGGCCUUACAGCGCCGGCAGCAGCUACGAAGACCCGUAUUACUCGCAAUAUUCGGGAACUGUCACUCCCGUAAUCGACGAAGAAGCCAGUGGGUGGUGCAGCGAUACGGAGCUGUUGGAGGAAUCGUACAGCCUUUACGGCGUGAAACCACCGGGGCGUCCGCCGUCUGGUCCCCCGCGGUCCCCGUUUCCUCCGGGUGCACCACCCCCUCUGCCACCCGGCGGACAGAGCUACGACGCUACUCGGAUAAGGGUGGAGCACAUGGAGAGACAACUGGCCAACCUGACCGGACUCGUGCAGAAAGCUCUGACGCACGCCCCGCACACCAGUCCUUCGCCGCGAGAGUACUUGCAAGUCCCACCAGGACGUGAUCCCUACACAAGAGCCGCAGGCGCCGGGGAUGAGUUCGACAAACACUCUAGCUCCAGCUCUGCCUCACUGCCAGUGUCUCAACCUGCCGUUACAGAUGACUCGUACUUAAGGACUGACGUUAAACCGCCAAAAUUAGGCAAAGACAAGUCGGUGUCGUUUGAAAAGUCAGUGUCCUUCAGUGACGAGCCACCAGACAUGAACUCCCCUAAACAGCAUUCCCCGCAACAUGCAGCGGACACAAAACCUACGAAACCGGCAAUCAAAUCCUCCACGUUGCCGAGGAUGUCGUCGCAAGAACGCGACAGGCACAAGCCGACGCCACCGCCGAAACCAGCCGCCUUGGUGGCCGGCCAGUACGUCUACAGGGACUUGGCGCUCACGCCGGAGAUGUACAACCAGCUGAGGGGCCUGCAGAAGAAGGCGAAGGACCUCAGGCAGGAAGUGAGGAACCUCAGGCGUAUGUCGCAGGCGCAGGCGCACACUGUGCGAGAGACCAUCAGGGACACGUUCAUCACGAUCAGGGCUAUGCUAUUAUCGGGCGGAGACGCGGCUUGGACGGCCGGGGACGCGGAGAAGAUUCGACUGAGCCGCGAAGAGGAUCUCUACAAGCAGGAGAUGAUAAGGCUGGAAAAAGAUCUCACCGAGCUGGAGAGCACCGUGGAGGAGCUUCGCGGCAAUGUGAUCAAUAGAAAGACGCGUGUCAAUAUGUCGGAUGUGGAGAACAUGGCUUUAAUAUUGAGUAAAUCCAGCAAAACCGUCGCUGACUUGAAAGUGCGCUUCCCGAGUCUGCAGGAGGGCAUGAAGGGUCUGCUGAGCUCCGAGAUGGAGAAGGUGGUGCGCGAGGAGAAGUUCCUCAAGGAAGAACCCGAACGACUGGAGUCUGCGUUGAGGCGUUGCAAGAAACUCACCGGUACACUCGUGACGCUCAAACGCUUGGCAUCGGUGCAAGAGCAGCGAUUACCAAACGCAGCGAGCGUAGAUGCCGAGGACACGCCACCGAUAACACCGACGACGGCACAACAUUCCAAGGCAGCUGCCCCUGUGCCAGCGGAACGCACUGUCGUGGGGUCAACGAGCGUCCUCGGGGGAGGGGGCCAGCCUCUCGAGCCACCCGCCGCCCAUCAGCAGCGUCCGGAGAACGCACUCGACGCUCUGCUAGACGAGCUGCAGACCUUCUCGCGACCCAGCUCGCAGAUGGGCCAGGUAUCCGGCGGCUUGUCGGUGCACCCGGGUUCCACCACGCUCUUAGCCGACGUCGGUCGCGCCUCCAGCCUCCGGGACUCGACAACGAACGUUGUGCAUCCCGGGGGCGGCAGUGGCGGCGGCGGCGGCGGCGGCGGCGGCGGCGGCGGCAGCGGCGGUGGAGGAGGAGGAGGAGGAGGUGGCGGUCGCGCACCCAGCAUCAGCGACAUCGGUCGAAAAGGCAGCGUGGACUCGUCCAGCGGCACCUUGACCGUCGCCGCCGCCGCCACCGCUGCCGCAAGCGGCGUGGUGGGUCUACCCGGGAUGGCACCAGGUGCCAGCGGCACGCUGCGUCGCCUGCACUCGUACCCGUCGAGCUCGGACACGGACACCUCGCCGCCCAUCGCCAGGCUGCAAGUGUCGCUGCAGGAACAACAGCCAGGCUUGCCGGUGUUGCCGCAGGGCUUCUUGCCUGGACAAAAGCCGCCGGUGCCGGAGCGGAACGCCGAGCUGCUGCAGUUGGCCAGCGCCAGGAGAGUACCGCCGCCACCGCCGCCACGCACCAGCUCCAGAUCGCCCUUGGCGAGCCCGACCAGUCCGCAGUUGCCGCCCAGGAACCACCCGUGCAGCCUGCAGAGCGGCAACGCGACCCUGCGCCGACCGGCGGCACGCGGCAACGCCAUUAUCGCCGGCAAAGAGGGUAAGCCGCCGAUGGCUCUACCGCCGGACGCCACGGCGAUUUUGUCCACCGUCGAGGCCGGUGACAACCGAUCGGUGCCGACGUCGACAGCGGCGGCCGCCGGUGCCGCGCCGCCGAUGCACAACUCGUCGUCCUCGCAGUCGUCCGCGGUGCUGUCCACCAGCAACUCCAGCUCCUGCGAGAGCGUAAACUCGCAGGAGGGCCUGCAGAGCAAGCGAGGCAGGCAGGAGCAGCUGGAGCAACGGCAUCAGGAACUGCUGAGGAAGCAGAAGGCCCUGCAGGAGCAAUACGCCCGGCUGCAGCAGCUGCAGAGGAACGCGGCGGGUCUCACCACCGUGCCGCCGGCGCCGCCCGAUCUGCUGAAGAAGACCGGCUCCGAGAGCAACCUACUGGCGAAGAUGGGUCUCGGCCUGAGCGCCGCUAGUUCCGGAUCGCUCACCAGUCUCAGCCUCAAGCCGCAGGUCUUGCAGGACGCCACCGGCGACGGCCAGGCUAGUAGGAUCGAGAUCGUUAACGGACAGACGAACGCGGUGACGACCAACCAGGUCCACGGAGGCGUCACCACUUCGACGAUGGUCGUGCCGAGCUUGACGACCGGCUCGGGCACGACCGUCACUACCACGUCCACCACGACCACCAGCAAGGUCUACGAGACGGACAUUCUGUGACCGAGAAGCCGUUCGCUCAUCGGAGCGACCGUCAAGGUCGCCGCUGAAAUCGCCUUGGCGAGUUAACACGGUCGCCGAACGGCGAGAUCGCGAGACUAUCGCGUGGUCCAGGCUCCUCGGAGAACAAUCGUCGAGGAGGUUGUGGUGAAGUGAGGCGAGUGAGGAGGAGCGGACGAAUCGCAGACUUAACGGAACAAAAGUGAGGAAGAUGACAAGGAAUUGCUAAGAUUAAAGAGACUGAAUUGCUGACGGAGAGACGCGGGUAUGAAGGAAGGAAGGAAGGAAGGAAGGAAGGAUACGCCGAGUAACGCGAAGCAACGACGGGAAGCGAUCGUAACCGAGGCUGAGGAGGUGAAGGGAAAGUCGAAAGAAGAGCACACGAAGAGGAGAAGAAGAAGAAGAAGAAGAAGAAGGAGAAGAAGAAGAAGAAGCAGAGGAGAAGAGAAGACUACUCCCGCAUUAUAGUCAUCCCGUUCGACCUUGCGACGGCGGAGGCUCCGUCGUGCGCGGGUGCAUAAGGUCUCUUGGAAAGUAGAAUGCAGCGUAGGAAUUUUAGCGCGCGUCACACACGUAAAAUAAUUACCACACUAAUCACUAUGGUUAAACGAUAGCAUUAAUACUGAUAAACGGCGCGAGGAGGCGAUAUUUCGAUACACGCGUCGUCGUACGCGGACGCGUAGCGCAACAUCAACGUCCGGUCUGAAGGAAGAGAAGAAAGAGGAAGAAAAAGAGAAGAGAAGAGAAGAAAGGAAGGAAGAAAGCGCGGCGAACCAGACGCGAAUCUCGCCGUCGUGUUCGUCGGUUGGCCGCUUUUGCAUCACUGCAUAUCCGAUGCGCCCCGUGAGGUUGCCCUCUCGAUCCUUCGACACCUCCCGAGGCUAAGGACGUCGUCGAAAUUACGACGGCCAUCGAGAUCGAUGUCUCGAGCGCAAUCGCAUCCUGUCCAGAUCGACUACGGACCGGUAACGAGCGACGUGGGUCUCGCGGUAACAGAAAUAAUCGAGCUCCGAUCUCGCGCUUCGCCGACGCUGCGAGCGUUCGGAUCCUCUGUGCGUAUCGAUCCUCAAAUAUCAUAUACACACACACACACACA